UGCAAACUUUGGAUUCUCAAAAAACAGCCCUCACCUGCAUGUCUGUCUGUGGGCCUGCCUGUCUGUCUGUGGGCCUGCCUGUCUGUCUGUGUGCCUGCCUGUCUGCCUGUCUGUCCAUUGUUGAGGUAUUGUGUGUGUGCGUGAGCGUCAUGGAGGCAGGCAGCAGACGCUCUGUGCUCCUGGUGAGUUUAGCGCUGUGUUUCCUCCAGGUCCUGAGCCGCGCUGGAGUGGUGCGCCGUGCGGCCCAGGCCCAGAGUGUGUUCGCCCGGCCCAGGAGAGCUAACUCCUUCUUCAUCGAGGAGGUCCUGCAGGGCGACCUGGAGAGGGAGUGCUACGAGGAGCGCUGCUCCUACGAAGAGGCGCGCGAGUACUUCGAAGACACGCCCACAGCCAUCUCAUUCUGGACCCGUUACUACGACGGUGACCAGUGCCAGCCCAACCCGUGCCUCCAGGGGGGGAACUGUACGGACAGGGUGGGGGGCUUCGUCUGCAGCUGCAGAGACCCCCACCACGGCCGGACCUGUGAGGAGAGCCCCCCCCCUCUUGUCACCUCCCCUCAAGUCACUAUAGCAGAGGUGCGCUGUGCUGUGGACGGUCCUGGUUCCUGUCAUCAGUUCUGUAAAGUUUGGAACGAUGAGCCGAUCUGUUUGUGCACCGAGGGAUUCACACUACAGACCGACAAGAAGACCUGUCUGCCCCACGCUGAGUAUCCAUGUGGACAAUGGUUGCCGAGCAAUGAGACCCAAACUGCCCAAGCCCCGCCCCCCUGCUCUGAUGGACGCUGUCCGUGGCAGGUGUCGCUGUUGGACAACGAGGGGGUGGAGCUAUGUCAGGGCGUGGUCCUAGGGGGCGUGGCCAUCCUGACCUCCGCGAGCUGUUACACAGGAAGAGCCACAAGCCUGCGUGUUCACCAGGGGGGGCGGGCGGUCUCCAUCCUCAGCGCCUUCCUGCACCGCGGCUUCCAGGCGGGUCUCCAUGACAACGACCUGGUGGUCCUCCACCUGGCCACGCCCCUGCUCUUUGGCCCCUCCCUCUUCCCGCUCUGCUUGCCCACCAAGGACUUCAGUGAGAACGUCCUGAUGCAUGCUGGGAGCCCCGGCCUGACGUGGCUGGGGUCGGAGGUCGUGACCUAUGUGACCCUGGACGCCUGCCGCCGGCUCCUCAACACCUCUCAGCCAAUCAGCAACAAGAUGUUCUGCAUGGCCGGCCCCCCCGCCCGGCCCGGCCCGCAGGACGUGGAGCGGCGCUGGCGGGCGUCGCCGGUGGCGUCGCGCCGGCACGGCACCGCCUUCCUCACCGGGCUGCUGCUGCCCCUCCCCCCCGGGGGGCGGGGCCAGGGGCGGGGCCUGCUCUUCACCAAGCUGUCCCGCUUCCUGCCGUGGAUCGGAGCCACGCUGGAGCGCAUCCAGAGAAUCCAGGACGAGGUGCCGGACGCUGACCCCCGCAGGCUGACCCCCCCACGCUGACCCCCCCCCACGUUGACCCCCGCAGGCAGACCCCCCCCACGCU
Gadus macrocephalus (Pacific cod) is the source of this 1509-nucleotide messenger RNA. It is a transcript of the gene prozb, whose product is annotated as protein Z, vitamin K-dependent plasma glycoprotein b. Bases 39 to 1466 code for a protein of 475 amino acids. NCBI's taxonomy places the organism in Eukaryota, Metazoa, Chordata, Actinopteri, Gadiformes, Gadidae. Gene Ontology annotation, biological process: blood coagulation; proteolysis. Gene Ontology annotation, molecular function: serine-type endopeptidase activity; calcium ion binding. The record is from RefSeq and is a predicted model, not a curated record. The transcript has 8 exons. Gene Ontology annotation, cellular component: extracellular region.